AGGAGGCAGACGAGAAGGAGCGAAGAAGGGGAUGAGGAGAGCUCUCUCUCUUUGUCUCUCUGGAAAGAAGGGAGACUGGCCUUCACGACAACUGAUCCUCUCUCCACCUCCGUCUGCCGAACUGAAUCACAGGGAACGAAAGAGAAAGCCCCUCAGACACUCUCACACCCACACUAGUACACUAAGAAUCCUUCCCCCCAUCCACACACACAGUUUUGACUGAGCCGUCAUGGGGACAGUGAGCGAACUUUGCGCAUCCAGUUUCCAAGCGUUCCUCCAUCCUGCGGUGAAGGAUCCGCCUCCUCCAGUGCCAGAUGACCUCACCCCUGAGGAGCAGCAUGAGCUGGAAAACAUCCGCAGACGCAAGCAAGAGCUGCUGGAAGACAUUCAGCGUCUGAAGAAUGAGAUAGCAGAAGUGACCAGUGAGAUCGAGAACCUGGGUUCCACAGAGGAGAGGAAAAACAUGCAGAGGAACAAACAAGUGGCCAUGGGCCGAAAGAAAUUCAACAUGGACCCUAAAAAGGGGAUUAAGUUCCUGAUUGAGAACGACCUGCUUAAGCACACCAGCUCUGACAUCGCCCAGUUCCUGUACAAGGGGGAGGGGCUAAACAAGACAGCCAUCGGAGACUACCUUGGGGAGAGAGAUGAGUUCAACCUCCAGGUCCUCCAUGACUUUGUGGAGCUCCAUGAAUUCACCGACUUGAACCUGGUCCAGGCCCUGAGACAGUUCCUGUGGAGCUUCCGGCUGCCUGGCGAGGCCCAGAAGAUCGACCGCAUGAUGGAGGCUUUCGCCCAGAGAUACUGCCAGUGCAACCCUGGCGUCUUCCAGUCCACAGACACCUGUUACAUCCUGUCGUUUGCCAUCAUCAUGCUGAACACCAGCCUCCACAACCCCAACGUGAAGGACAAGCCGGCCGUGGAGCGUUUCAUCUCCAUGAACAGAGGAAUCAACGAUGGAGGAGACCUUCCAGAGGACCUGCUCAGGAACCUGUAUGACAGCAUCAAGAACGAGCCCUUCAAAAUCCCUGAGGACGACGGGAACGAUCUCACACACACCUUCUUUAACCCAGACCGGGAGGGCUGGCUGCUUAAACUGGGGGGACGCGUCAAGACCUGGAAGAGAAGAUGGUUCAUUCUCACAGACAACUGUCUGUAUUACUUUGAGUACACCACUGACAAAGAGCCCAGAGGGAUCAUUCCACUGGAGAACCUCAGCAUCCGGGAGGUUGAGGACAAGAAGCCUAACUGCUUUGAGCUCUUCAUCCCAGAGAACAAGGACCAGGUGAUCAAGGCCUGUAAGACAGAGGCGGACGGCAGAGUGGUGGAGGGGAACCACACCUUCUACAGGAUCUCUGCUCCCACCACGGAGGAGAAGGAUGAGUGGAUGAACAGCAUCAAAGCUGCCAUCAGCAGGGAUCCCUUCUAUGAGAUGCUGGCCACCCGCAAGAAGAAGGUCUCCUCCAUGAAGAGACACUAGAGCUGCUCAGGACUCCUCCUCUUCCCCCCGUUGAGAGAGUUUGGACCCAUCCUGCUGAGACCCUGAGACUUGUGUUUUCAGGCCUGGGGAUGGGGUUGGGGCAGGGGCUGCAGACUGGGGGUUGGGGCCUCUUGCCUCGGUCAGCAUUUCUCUGGGAUAGGCUCUAGCUUUGGGAUUCCACAGACCGACCAACAGGACAGGGUGCAUGCUGUCCUGCCUCCCCCUCCUCCUCUUCCCCCUGCUCCUGUCUCUGUGGCUGAAUGCUCUCCGUCUCUCUCUAAACUCUUUGCUGUGUGUAUUUUGGGAGGAAGGGGUCUAUCGCUUUCUGGGUAAAAUGGAUCCCCUCCCUCAAAAAGACAUGUGCACACACACCCAUACUGUCACACACACCAAUGUCGUACACUGAAGUCAUACACACAAAACACACACACACACACACACAACACACACACACACACACACACACACACACACACCUCAUCUAAACUCAGCAGGUCUGAUGGAGUUGUUGUGGCAUCCCAACCAAAAUAUUCUUACUAGCUUUCAAAAGGAAAGGUGAGAUGCUUUUCUGUAUACGUUAAUAUGAUGGGCAACGUGUGUUUGUAGAGCUUACUACUGUAUAUAUUUCCCUCAGAAUCUUGAGCUUUUGGGUUUCAGUUUUACUUUUUGAUAAGGUUUUUAGAAAGACUGAGGGGGAAUGGGUUAUAUUGCCAACCGACGAUUUUUUUGAAACGAGAAUAAACUUUUUUGAAGUCUUUCUGUCAAAGUUGCCUCUCAGGAGAUUGUUACUUGGCUCUGGAUCGGUCUGUAUCAGGAUAAACUUAAGACUCUGUCCAAACUGUCACUCAGUAACUGAAGGAAGAGUUCAUUUACAAUGAGUUUUUAAAAUGAACAUGUUUGCCAUGACAUUUGCCUGUUUAUAUGCACAUCAUCUGUGACAAUAAUUGAGCUUUGACAGCUGUAUUCCUCCACAGCUGUUUGCCCCCGACUCUUCGUUGUUCAUAUGUGUCCCCAGAUGUUUGACAGCAGUUUAGACGUGCUAACUUUGUUGUGAAAACACACUCCAAAACACGGUUGUUAAACACAGUGUCGUGUUCAUUAGGCACCGAAACGGAAGAACGGGGACUGAAAAAGGUGGGGACUAACUUGACUUGUCCCAUGAGAUGUGUUCAUUUUCGUUUUCCAUUGUGUGCACUAAUGUACACUUCCCUGAUGAGUGGUUUGCACAUGGUCUUAGUGUGGGAUUAUGGGCGAGGGCUCAGCUAUCGCACUUCAUUUCCUGUUGGACUUGGAGGUCCAUUCAGGGGACUAGAGAGUCUGUCAGCGAGAGUGUCUGUGUAUCUGUCAGUCAGUACGGGCCACAACUCAGGGGCUCACAGAGUUUUGAGGUGUCUGGAAAUUGAGGUAUUGUCCUCAUCUGCCCUGUCCCUCUAUUCUGUCCUCUUUUCUCUUCUCUUCUCUCUUUCCUUGUCUUUCACGCAUCUCUCUUUUUCCUCUCAUAUUUCUCCUCUCUCUUUCUCUCGCUCACUUUCUGUAAAUGUAACAUACACACAAGAUAAUGGAACAAUAAUCACAUUUUAUGGUGUACAAAUGACUAGGUAUCCCCCUUUCCCGGUAUCCUAUUUCCUAUUCAUUGUCUACUUGACACUCCCAAUGAAAUGUGUCCUAUCAUGCUGCUGGUUAGCUAAUUUACAAAGAUGCUCUUUCUAAGUGGAGCUGGUUAUUUUUACCUCUUAAAUGCAACAAAGAUGCCCUCGCCUAUCUUUUUAUCCCAUAGGAGCACUCUUAAAUGUCCUUCCUCAUUUGUAGACACAGUAUAAAAUGCUAGAACAAUCCAGGUUUCACCUUCUUCAACCCACACUCACCAUCCUAAAGCAUUGGAAUAGCUCUCUCACUUAUUUCAAAUAGCUGUUGCAUCCUUUACUGUACAAUAAUACAGUAAUAAUACCUGUAAGACAAACAACGCCUAGGAAUACAGUAAAAAUACCUGUAAGACAAACAACGUCUAGGAAUACAGUAAUAAUACCUGUAAGACAAACAACGCCUAGGAAUACAGUAAAAAUACCUGUAAGACAAACAACGCCUAGGAAUACAGUAAAAAUACCUGUAAGACAAACAACGCCUAGGAAUACAGUAAAAAUACCUGUAAGACAAACAACGCCUAGGAAUACAGUAAUAAUACCUGUAAGACAAACAACGCCUAGGAAUACAGUAAAAAUACCUGUAAGACAAACAACGCCUAGGAAUACAGUAAAAAUACCUGUAAGACAAACAACGCCUAGGAAUACAGUAAUAAUACCUGUAAGACAAACAACGCCUAGGAAUACAGUAAUAAUACCUGUAAGACAAACAACGCCUAGGAAUACAGUAAAAAUACCUGUAAGACAAACAACGCCUAGGAAUACAGUAAUAAUACCUGUAAGACAAACAACGCCUAGGAAUACAGUAAUAAUACCUGUAAGACAAACAACGCCUAGGAAUACAGUAAAAAUACCUGUAAGACAAACAACGCCUAGGAAUACAGUAAUAAUACCUGUAAGACAAACAACGCCUAGGAAUACAGUAAAAAUACCUGUAAGACAAACAACGCCUAGGAAUACAGUAAUAAUACCUGUAAGACAAACAACGCCUAGGAAUACAGUAAUAAUACCUGUAAGACAAACAACGCCUAGGAAUACAGUAAUAAUACCUGUAAGACAAACAACGCCUAGGAAUACAGUAAUAAUACCCAUAGGACAAACCAAGCCUGGGCAGUGGACUGUCCGUUCCUAAUUGGAACACCCUGGAAUGUUUGGAUUGGAUUUGAGACAAAACACAGCUGUUGAUCAGGAAUGUACCACUAUGCUCCAUAGUGGUGGAACUACUCUGAUCAGGAAUGUACCACUAUGCUCCAUAGUGGUGAACUACUCUGAUCAGGAAUGUACCACUAUGCUCCAUAGUGGUGAACUACUCUGAUCAGGAAUGUACCACUAUGCUCCAUAGUGGUGAACUACUCUGAUCAGGAAUGUACCACUAUGCUCCAUAGUGGUGGAACUACUCUGAUCAGGAAUGUACCACUAUGCUCCAUAGUGGUGGAACUACUCUGAUCAGGAAUGUACCACUAUGCUCUAUAGUGGUGGAACUACUCUGAUCAGGAAUGUACCACUAUGCUCCAUAGUGGUGAACUACUCUGAUCAGGAAUGUACCACUAUGCUCCAUAGUGGUGAACUACUCUGAUCAGGAAUGUACCACUAUGCUCCAUAGUGGUGGAACUACUCUGAUCAGGAAUGUACCACUAUGCUCCAUAGUGGUGGAACUACUCUGAUCAGGAAUGUACCACUAUGCUCCAUAGUGGUGAACUACUCUGAUCAGGAAUGUACCACUAUGCUCCAUAGUGGUGAACUACUCUGAUCAGGAAUGUACCACUAUGCUCCAUAGUGGUGAACUACUCUGAUCAGGAAUGUACCACUAUGCGCCAUAGUGGUGGAACUACUCUGAUCAGGAAUGUACCACUAUGCUCCAUAGUGGUGGAACUACUCUGAUCAGGAAUGUACCACUAUGCUCCAUAGUGGUGGAACUACUCUGAUCAGGAAUGUACCACUAUGCUCCAUAGUGGUGAACUACUCUGAUCAGGAAUGUACCACUAUGCUCCAUAGUGGUGGAACUACUCUGAUCAGGAAUGUACCACUAUGCUCCAUAGUGGUGGAACUACUCUGAUCAGGAAUGUACCACUAUGCUCCAUAGUGGUGGAACUACUCUGAUCAGGAAUGUACCACUAUGCUCCAUAGUGGUGAACUACUCUGAUCAGGAAUGUACCACUAUGCUCCAUAGUGGUGGAACUACUCUGAUCAGGAAUGUACCACUAUGCUCUAUAGUGGUGGAACUACUCUGAUCAGGAAUGUACCACUAUGCUCCAUAGUGGUGAACUACUCUGAUCAGGAAUGUACCACUAUGCUCCAUAGUGGUGAACUACUCUGAUCAGGAAUGUACCACUAUGCUCCAUAGUGGUGGAACUACUCUGAUCAGGAAUGUACCACUAUGCUCCAUAGUGGUGGAACUACUCUGAUCAGGAAUGUACCACUAUGCUCCAUAGUGGUGAACUACUCUCCCAGUGCAAGACCUCUUAAGUCAGCCUUGGUAUACAUGAUUUGUUUUUAAAGUGGAAUCGUACAUGGCAUCACAAUUGCAUCCAGCAAAUGCAGCUUUAUUUGUGCAUAAAACCUUCUCUCUACUCUGUGAUCAGUGCCUGGCUGUCUGUUAUUCAUGGUUUUCCUCAUUUAUGGAGGCACAUUCAUGACAAAAAUAAAGAAGCAUCGAUAUUGACAAAUUAUUCAUCAGUAUUAGUUUUAUUUCAAUAUAUUUUUUUGUUGUGCCAAGAAUCUGCUUCCAUAGCACAUAGCCCUGUUUCCCUGAUUUAGUUUCUCCUAGCCUCGUCUCAGCAGACUGCUUAUAGAGAUGACAAGGAAACAGCAAAUAAAACAAUCAGAAAUCUAGACAGAAUUUGGUUACUGGUUAUUUAUCAAGGUUGUAUAUACUUAAAUGUAUAGUGGAUUUAUCUGUUUUUUUCAUGUUAUUUCUUGAGUUUUAAUGUAGCAAUAUGAUGUUAUUAUUAGCCCAUUUUGUUUUUGUUUCGUAGUGUUUGAUUUGAGGUUUCUAUCAUUGCCAUGUAAUCAAAAGCUGAAAUAAAGUAAAGACAAACUUGUCA
Oncorhynchus mykiss (rainbow trout) is the source of this 6161-nucleotide messenger RNA. Lineage: Eukaryota; Metazoa; Chordata; Actinopteri; Salmoniformes; Salmonidae. The record is from RefSeq and is a predicted model, not a curated record.